AUGGACGCUGGCGGGUCGUCGCAGGGUCGCAAUCGUCGCUCAACGAUGCUCCCGGUGGUGUUCGCCCUCGGGAUUGUCGCAUUGUCGUCGGCGCUCCUGUAUCUGCAGGAAGCCGGGUCGCUGGGGAGAGGAGGAGGCCAGGGCAGCAACGCCGCGUGCGCCGUGUGGGACGAUAAGGUGGUGCCUCUGGAAGAGCAAAUGGCGCAUCUAGACCAGCAGCUUGCAGCCCUCACAGAGAGCAUUAGAGCUCACCAGCAGGUGUUGCUGGACAGGGAGCAGUUACCGUCAGCCGCCACAGAUGCUGACGGGGCUGGUGCUGGUGCUGACGUGGCGUUUGGCGAUGCUGACCUGGCACGCCCGGCACGGCGAGUGGCUCUCGACCUGGUUGAGAUCAUCGGCAAGACGCACCUGGACGCCCCUCGGCUGAAGGAGCUGAUAGAGCCCAUGGCGAAGCGCGUGGGCAAGUGGGUGCAGGACAAGGUGCAGGACGCAUGCCAGCCCUGCCGCCCGUGCAAUUCCACCAUUGUGCUCGUGGGCAAGCCCUGUCGGGUUAACGCCUUCCCCACUACGUGCCAAAGGAGGCUGUCCCCUGCUGAGGUGGACGAUGAGGAGGACUUGGAGGGUCCGAGCGAUGACAGAGUGGAGGGGGAGGGGGGAGAAUCGGUGGGGGAGGGAGCAGGAAGAAGGAAUUUAUUGAGUUGGAAUGGUGAGGAUAUGGAAGGCUCGGUUGAUAAUAGAGUAGAGGAGGAGGGGGCACAAGUGGUGGGGGAAACAGGAAGGAGGAAUUUGUUGGGUUGGAAUGGAGGGGAUUUGGAAGGGUCGGAUGACGAGAGAGUGGAGGGGGAGGGAGGGGGCAGCAAUGAAGGGAGAGUAAGAGGGGAGGCAGAAAGAAGGGAGCUGGAGGAGGUGGAAGGAGGGGAGGUGCAAGAAGGGGAUCCAGAGGAAGGGGAGGCAGAGGGGGGACGAGCUGGUGGGGGAAGGUCCCUUCUGCAGUGGGGGGGCUGGGGGGGGAAAGGCAAGGCGGGCAAGGGGGCAAGGGAAGGGGAGAGUGUGUGCAAGCGGGUGUCUCCCAUACACGCCAUCCUAGCAGCGGAGUCGGUGGCGGAGAGGAGGCGAGUGGUGAGGGAGCAGGAGGAGAGCGAGAGGAAGCGGCCGCUGUGUCGCGAUGGCACUGCUCCGGGCAGAGUGGAUGGGGGAGAGGAGGCGCGUUCUGAGGGAGCAGGGGGAGAGCAGCAGGGAGUAGCGGCCGCCGUGUCUGGAUUGCACAGAAACAAGUGGUUGCAGUUCUUUGGGGACUCCACCACACGCACUCCCCGUGCACUCACCAGGGAGUACAGCAAGAAGGAGGUGCGGGCGUGUCUGCGCCACAAGUGGGUGCACUUCUUUGGGGAUUCCACCACGCGCCACCUCACCACCAAGUUCCCCUCCCAUACAGGACCACAACCACAGGCUGCCACAGGUUGCAACAACCCCGCCCACCACAUGUUGCGAGACUACUGCAAUCCCGCCUGCCAGAGAAAGGAGUACAGCAAGAAGGAGGUGCGGGCAUGUCUGCGCUACAAGGAGUACAGCAAGAAGGAGGUGCGGGCGUGCCUGCGAUACAAGUGGGUGCAUUUCUUCGGCGACUCCACCACGCGCCACCUCGCGGCCGAGUUCUCCCGCCUCGCAGGCGUGCAGCGGCGGGCGGAAUACACCAAGAAGGAGGUGCGCGCGUGCCUGCGCUACAAGUGGGUGCACUUUUUCGGGGAUUCCACCACGCGCCACCUCGCGGCCGAGUUCUCGCGCCUAGCAGGCGUGCAGCGGCGGGCGUGGGACGCUGACAAGAACCGCACGGCGCUCAUGGACACGGGCGAUGGGGAUGAGAACUCCCCGCUGCCGAGGAUUACCUAUCUCUUCCGAGGGAAGAUGGCCCAUCAGCGACACCCCAUUGCCGGGGUGCCUCCAGAGAGGGACCUGAACAACGACUUUCUCGAAGCUUUCCGAGACCCCAAGGCGAAGCAGCCGGACACCAUGGUGAUGAGCAUCGGAGCACACGAGGUGAUCGGGUGGACGAGGCGGCCCCCGCCGGACCUGGACUUGCGCACGUUCAAGCGCGACACGGAGGAGGCCAUUGCGCUGCUCAAUGGCACCUUUACACGUGGACGGCUGGUGUGGUGGAAAGCCCACUACAUCUGGCCAGGGAAAGUUACAGGCCAGGAUUACUUCACUGUGCGCACUUUCCACGAGCUCUACCAAGCAUAUGCGUUCAGGCGCAUGGCACAACAAGGGUACACCAUGAUGGAUCUGUACCAGACGACCAAGGACAGAUACGACCAAGUCUUUAGAGGGGAUGGCGCACAUUAUGCGGACUCUCCUCCCGCGGAUGUGACAGACGCUUACCACAGCAGCGCGAGCGCCGAAAUUGCGGGUCGUACGCACCACAAGGAGCGGAAGGAGCGAAAAGAGCAUAAGGAGCGAAAAGAGCAUAAGGAGCGGAAGGAGCGAGAGGAAGGGAGUGACGGGUCGGAGGGAAAGCACCGGGAGGAGCGGAAGGAGAGAAAGCACGGAAAGGAAGAUGGAAAGGAUGAGCCGGAGGAGAGAGAGAGGCGAGUGGAAAAUGGUAAGGGGAGGCUGGAAAUCGAUGUGUCACACGCGGAAGGGGAGGAGGAGAGGGAGAAGAGGGAGCGUAAAGAGAGGAAGGAGAGAAAAGAGAGGAAGGAAAGGAAGGAGAGGAAGGAGGGGGAAGAUAGAAAGGAGAAAAAGGAGAGGAAGGAAAAGAAAGAGAGGAAGGAAAGGAAGGCUCUGACACCCAGAGCAGGGGAUUUACUUAGCCAGAGAGGAGAAGGGUUUCAAGUUCCUGCUGGUGAGCUGAGGAGGACCAGGAGUGGGGAAGAGCAAGUGGACAGGGUGGGGGGGGAGCAAGAGGAGCGAAAGGAGAGGAAGGAGAGGAAAGAGAAGAAAGAGAGGAAGGAAAGGAAGGCACUGACGCCCAGAGCAGGGGAUUUACUUAGCCAGAGAGGAGAAGGGUUUCAGGUUCCUGCUGGUGAGCUUAGGAGGACCAGAAGUGGGGAAUCGCACCUGGAUAAGUUGGUGGAGGAGCAGGAGGAGCGGAAGGGGAAGAAGGAAAAGGAGAAGGAGAAGCAGAAGGACAGGGAGAGGGAGAAGGAGAAGGGGAGGAGGGAAGAAAAGGGGAGUGAAGUGGAGGGAACAAACGAGAGAAGAGGGAGAGAGAAUGGUGAGUUGGAGGGAGCGAAUGGAGGGAUGGAGGGGGCGAGUGGAGGGAUUGGAGGAGCGAGCAGGGGUGUGGGGAAUCCGUACGGUGUUGCAGGGGCAGUGGGGGCAGCAACAGGGGCAGCAGGGGCAGCAAAGGAGCUUCCUGCUUUCCAGUCGAACGGUGAGGGUGGAUUGGAGGAGAGAGAGAGGAGAAUUAGCGAGCUGGAGGAUGGGAAAGCGGCUCUGGAGUGCAAGAGAGCGCGGGUGCAGGAGGAGGGGCGGCGAGCAGAGGCAGAGAUGCAGCGGUUGGUGGAACAGAAGGAGCGUCUGGAAAGUGCCAAGGCACGGCUAGAAGCGGAGAAAGUACAAGUGGAGAGGGAGAAAGAGCAGCUGGAGAAGGAGAAGAGGCAGUUUGAGGGGGAGAAAUCGCGAGUGGAAGAUGAGAAGCGGCAAGCUGAGGAGGUGAAGCAGAGAUUGCAAGAGGAGAUGAGGCGAGCGGAGGAGGAGAAGAGGCAGUGGGAGGAGGAGAGGCAGCGACUGGAGGAGGAGGUGGAGUAUUUAUCUCAGGAGCUGGAAACAGAGCAGGAGAUCGCAGCAGAGGCUGCUGAGAUGGCGCAGCGGGAUUGGGCGGCGCGGCAGGAGGCGCUCCGCCAGCUGGCGGAGGUGGAGCGUGAGCUGGCGAUGGAGGCGAGCGAGGCUGACGUGGCAGCAGCUGCAGUGAGAGAAGCAGCAGGAGCAGGAGUUUCUGAGGGAGUGACGAUUUCUCUGAAUCAGAACGGAUCAUUUGAUGCUGACGCUGCCGAUUUGGCCUCUUCCGUUCGAUCUCUCUCAUUCAGGGCUCAGGCCACUGAAGCCGGUAGCAUUCUUGAGCCUCCUCAACAUUCAUCACUCGCAGCACAGGCUACUGAAACUGACAGUAAACUAGGAAAGGGAGAAGCAAGCAUGGAUGGACCUGCAGCUGACUCUGACCCUUCAGACCCCUCAGACAGUGCUUCAGGCUUCACUGGUUUCGAUUUGAAACCAUCUGAACCAGGCCCUGGGCCAGCACCGCACUUGACCGCUUUCCCAACCUCUCAAUCGCUCUCUGCUGCCGCAUACGCUGCAGAGCGAUAUCAGAACCCAAGCUCUCACCAUCCCAGGCGUGUAGGCUCGGCAGCGCCGAAGCUGGACGUGCUGGCUCGGAUCCGAUCCGCCACGUUCGUCCUCCGCAACAGCAGCAGCCUCUCAAACACCCCUCUGGCAACCACCCCUUUGGCCUCCCCUGGGUGCUCGGCCAAAUUUCCUGGGUUUUCCCAAGCAGCAGCAAUGGCAGAAGCAGCAGCAGCAGCAGCAGCAGGAGCAGCAGGAGCAGCAGAUGCAGCAGCACAGGUGGCAUGUGGUAAGGCUGACCACCCGUCCACGGUGGAAGAGACAGGGGACGACGUUGAGGUGUCGCCUCUGUGCGUGCUGCUGCAGCAGCAGCUUCGCCAUCACCAGCAGCAGAUGGAGUGUGCUGCUGAUGCGGCUGCUGCCGCCGCUGCUGCUGCUGAUGCUGCAACUCCUGACAAAACUUCCACUGCUGCCGCUGCUGCCACUGCUGCUGCUGCUGCUGCUGUUGCCUCAGAUGUGGAAAUCCCGGCAGCUGGCGUUGAGGCAAGUCCGGAAGAGAGAGGGAGGGAGGCUAGAAGAAGAACCUCGUUCCCCAGGCAAGCAAGCAGAACGGCGUACAUGGGCCGACAGGCGAGUGGCCUCACAGCAGCAGCAGCAGUUGUAGCAGGUACAAAUUCGGAACAAUCCCGCUCAGGGCAAGCCACAGCAAGGCACGGUGCUCGGCCUCCCCUGUGCCGGCGCUGCUACACAGGCAUCAAUACCUCCUCCCUGCGCCAAGCCUCCUCUCCUUUCUCCUCUACUGCCAUUCCCCUCUCUCCCUCGUCCGAUGCGGUCUUGUCCGGAGGGGGGAUAGUGAGGGGAGAGGACGCGUUUGAGUACUGCGGGAGGCAGAGCAAGGCGUGGAGAGCGGUGCACUGCGGUGGCUUUGUGCACGUGAUGCUGCAGCUGUCGCUGGUCGGCGUGAAUCGGCUGGAGGAUUGUGUUGCGAGAGCAGAGGCGGCACGGGCGGCGAAAGAGACAACUGCAGCAGGGGCAGCCGAAGCAGAAGCAGCAGGGAAGGAUCUAGAAGUGUGUGCUCAUGGUGAUGGGGCUUCUGGGACUUCUGCGUCAGGCGCCUCUGCUCCUGCCUCUGCCGGUGUGUCUACUGGCUCUGGUCUGCUCGCAAUGCUCUCAUUGAGUCGACUGUUCCAGCAUGUUGCAGCCGCUGCAGCCACAGCAGCAGCUGCAGCAACACCUGGCACACCAAGCACAGCCGGCACAGCGGGCAGCAUUGCUGAGGAAGGGACAGAGCUCAUAGAUUUCAGUAGUGGCGAAAUAUCACUGAGCAACCGCACUACCACUGGCAGCAAAAGCAGCAGUGGCAACAUUAGCGGCGAUGUAAGCAAGGCUCGGCAGGAGGCUCGAGAGCAGGCUCGGGAGCAGGCUCGGAAGCAGGCUUGGGAGCAGGCUCGGAAGCAGGCUGUGGAGCUGUACGUGCUACAGCUACAGACGGAAGCCCUGAGGGCUACAGCCGGAGUGCUGAGGGAAGAGGCUGGUGUGGAAUGGAGGACUGUGAGACGACUGACAAUGGAAAAAGGAGAUGUUGAAGAGAGGGUGGCUGGGUUAGAAGCCACUCUCGUUCUAUUCACAAAAGACACGGAAAAAGGAGACUCGGUCGGAAUGGAGAUGGUUGGAAAGGACUCGGUCGAUGAUGAUGCCUUUGCUGGAAAUACUCAAGUCAAAGAAGAAGGGACAUGGGGGGGAGAGGAAGGAGAGGGCAUGGUUGGGGAAGAGACAGGGGCACAGAAGGAAGGGGAGCAGGAGGAGGGAGAGGGUGUGGUUGGGGAGGAGAGAGGGGCGAGAAGGGGGGAGAAGCAGGAGGAGCAGGAGGAGGGAGGGAACGUGAUUGGGGAAGAGAAUGGGGCGAAUGGAGUGGGGGAGCGGGAGGAGGAGGAGCAAUUUCAGCAGGUGUCUCGAAAUGUUCUCUUCUCGGCCAUUGCGGAUGCUUGGAAGCAGGCCGAAGCGCUUGACCAGGCUAUUCUUGCCAGCUGGCAGGCAAAAGAGGAGAAGGAGAGGGAGAUCGACAUGGUGCUCCAACAGCUGAGCGAUGUCGAGACAAGAAUCGCCGCCCUCCAGGCCACGGAUGGUACCAUCAUCGGCUCUCUUUCUGUGAGUGUGCUAUUUUACCACAUCGGAGCUCAUCUGGAGGCCUACAAGGCUACCGGCAAGGACGUUUCGUGGCAGAUUCACGACGACCGCGCGCUGCUGGCGCUACAGGGCCCUCUCGCGGCGUCCUCGCUGCAGCCGCUCGUGUCGACGGACCUCUCCAAGAUGUCCUUCAGCGAUUUCACCAUGCUCAAGAUCGACGGCCACGAUUGCUUCCUCACCCGUACGGGCUACACUGGAGAGGACGGGUUUGAAAUUUCCGUGCCUAAUGAGAACGCACUGGCACUUGCCAAGAAGCUUCUCGAGGUGAGCGAGGGGAAGGUGAGGCUCACUGGUCUUGGCGCCCGCGACUCGCUCCGCCUGGAAGCCGGACUCUGCCUGUACGGCAACGAUCUAACAGAGGAAAUCACCCCGGUGGAAGGCGCGCUUGCAUGGACAAUCGCGAAGAGACGGCGGGCAGAGGGAGGAUUCAUUGGAGCUGACGUGAUUUUGAAGCAGCUGGCGGAUGGGCCUGCAAGGAGGAGAGUGGGUUUGACGUCUACUGGAGCCCCUGCUAGGAGCCAUGUAGAGAUUUUGGAUGAGGGGAAUGUGGUCGGGGAGGUGACCAGUGGAGGGUUCAGUCCGUGCCUGAAGAAGAACAUUGCGAUGGGGUAUGUGAAGAAUGGGCUGCACAAGGCGGGUACGGAGCUGAAGGUGAAUGUGAGGGGGAAGGUGAAUGAUGCUGUGAUUGCCAAGAUGCCGUUUGUUCCCACCAAAUAUUACAAGGCGUGA
Messenger RNA from Closterium sp. Naga37s-1, 7197 nucleotides. Lineage: Eukaryota; Viridiplantae; Streptophyta; Zygnematophyceae; Desmidiales; Closteriaceae. The record is from the annotation of a GenBank genome assembly.